AUGUUUAUGAUUUGCGUAUCUGGUGCCAUAGGACCUAUUUCUAACGUUACAGAGUGGUUACCAAAAGAUGUUUUUGAUCGUGCGGUCUCGUCGCUUGGAUACGGUGUCGAUGUCCAGGUAGGGGAGAUGGUAGGACAGGAUGUACCGCGAGGCUAUGGAAUCUGGGAAGGAAACAUUUUCAUGCGUUAG
Molecule: messenger RNA, 189 nt
Organism: Bipolaris victoriae FI3
Lineage: Eukaryota; Fungi; Ascomycota; Dothideomycetes; Pleosporales; Pleosporaceae
Exons: 1
Coding region: 1-189 (62 amino acids)
Source: RefSeq, a predicted model, not a curated record